GUCAUCUGGUCAUAGUCAUGUAAAUAAUUGCAUCCAUUGUUCUUUUAUAAUCUAAACUUGUUUCUUGACUAUCACAUGGAAAUGUUAGUUCUUCAAGCUUCGUUAUCUGGCACACAGUUUGAGUUUGAGUAAGAGACUAUAACAACGUCGUCAUGGAUCGAAAACUGACCGAUGAAGAGAAUGAUGGAAGGCCGUUGAUUGACCGUAGCAAUGGUGAUCAUUCAUCCGGCAAGCGUAGCAACAGGACAGCUGGUGCUCUGGUAUUGCUAAUAAUCUCACUAUGUGCACUGGGGGCCACUGGAUACAUAACCUACUUCUUUGUCACCAAACAUGAUGAGAAUAGCGGUGACAAUACGUCCUGUAAAGGCAACACCACGACGAACAGCCUCUGUAAUAUAACACUUGUGGAAAGCAUUCCCGAGGGUCUGACCUAUCCGGAGGGCUCCCCACGCCACCCGAGCACCUAUGAAACGUGGAUGGCGAUGCUACGCUCAGCAAACAAGACUGUGGACAUUGCGUCGAUGUACUGGACUCUCCGUGCUGUGGACAGCGGAUAUGACCACCCAACUGCAUGGCAGGGUGAAGCAGUCUUCAACGAGAUCAUCGCCACUCGCGAGCGUGGCGUUCGCGUGCGGGUCAUCCAGACUUUUCCAUCGGGGUCUUUUGACGACAAUGAGACAACAGCGUUGCAGGCACAUGGCAUCGAUGCACGCCAGUUGAACAUGGAGCGUCUCGUUGGUGGCGGUAUGCUGCACACCAAGCUGUGGAUAGUCGACGGGCGGCACUUCCUGACGGGCAGUGCCAAUACAGACUGGCGAUCUCUGACGCAGGUCAAGGAACUGAACCAGGUUACGUGGAACUGCCCGUGUGCCACGACAGAUGUGCAGAAAAUCUUUGAGGUCUACUGGCAGAUGGCGACCAGUGACAGCACUGUUCCAGACGAGUUUUCAGCUGACCUGCACACAUCCUUUAAUGAAGCAAACCCCAUGGAGAUGCUUAUCAACGGUGUACCAGCUACUGGCUAUCUGGGGUCUUCUCCACCACAGUUCUGUCCGAAAGGCCGGACGGACAGCCUGACGUCCAUCUUGAAUACGAUUGCAGCUGCCCAAGUCAGCGUGUCCAUCGCUGUCAUGGACUAUUUCCCGACAACACUUUAUACAUGGCCGAGGACAUACUGGUCGGCCAUUGACGACGCGCUGCGGCAUGCAGCGUUCGACCGCGGUGUACGCGUUCGUGUGAUGGCCAGCCACUGGAAGCACACUCGCAGUGACCUCGGUCAGUACUUGCUCUCGCUGGCGUCUCUGAACGGCAUUCGAGCCAGUGAGCACAAUGUCAGUGUGCAAGUUCGUUUCUUUGUCGUCAACGCCAGUGAGGACCAGCAGAACAUCUCGUACGCACGCGUGAACCACAACAAAUACAUGGUGACGGAGAACGCUGCGCACAUAGACACGUCAAACUGGUCCAAGGAUUACUUCACUGAUACGUGCGGCAUCAACUUUCUCAUCAACCAGACUGCGGCCAUUCGAGCGGGAACACCCGCAGCAGACACCAUCCAGGGUCAACUUCAGGCAGUGUUCGAUCGCGACUGGAACUCACCGUAUGCUCAGCAGGUAGUUGAAAGUCUCCCUACGGAUAUCAGAUAG
Messenger RNA from Sycon ciliatum, 1643 nucleotides. RefSeq names its product 5'-3' exonuclease PLD3-like. Lineage: Eukaryota; Metazoa; Porifera; Calcarea; Leucosolenida; Sycettidae. Gene Ontology annotation, molecular function: catalytic activity. The transcript is spliced from 9 exons. The record is from RefSeq and is a predicted model, not a curated record. Bases 153 to 1643 code for a protein of 496 amino acids.